UUGCGACCGCAAAUCGUUGCUUUUUUUGCGGUGCACCAGAGUGCAAAUAGCAAGAGCAUGGCGACGUCAGUCGGUGGGCCCGACUCUGUGCCAGAAACACAUGCUCAGUUUUGGGUCCGCCCGUCCGCCUGCAAGUCCGUCUAGCUGUCCGCUGGCUUUUGGUUUGGUAGUCGGACUGGUACUGGUCCGGGUGCUAGUGCGAGUAUCGAGCCCAGAGCUUCGUGGCUCCGCAACCAGUUUGCUGGCACCGAUCGUCCUUUGCACGUCGUGCACGUCGGGUCUGUUGCGUCUUGCGCGCGUCCGCGUUCCGUGCUCGAACUCGCAAUCUCAACCCCAACAGAACUGGAGCGGAAUCAGGUCCAAAAUUAUGUGCGAUAGUUUUUUUUAGUUUGUUAGUGCAAAGUCCGAAAAUAUCUCUAGAAUGCGCGUACCUACAGGCAACCAAAUCGAAACGCGAGUGCAAUGCUAAGCGAAGUUGUUUGAGGACACAGUUUGUACGGUUUUAAGAUAACAAAUACGAAAUAAAUACAUUUUACCGGCUCCACACUCUCACUCUCGGUCUCAUCCGACUGCUCCGCUUCGCUCUGUUCCGAUCCGAUCCGAUCCCAUAUCACAUACGAUCGUACUGCCCGUAUGAUCUCUUGGUCCGCUCCGAGUGCUUCUUCUCUCACACCGCUUGCAUAACCAAGAGCAGAAAGCAAACAGCGCGGAGGCAGAUUGCUGAUGCAGAUACAGAUACUAGUGCGUCUAGUAGUGGACCUGCAGCUACUUUAGUGAGUUCAUGCAAUUGGCAUUGUCUCCCGUUGGUGCUUACUGAAUACUGAAAAGUGAAACAUAAAGUUUUAUAUUUCCUAAUAAUCUCUAGACAAAGAUAAACUCAAUAUUAAUCAAAUCAAGAUUUAGUCGCAGCUUGAAUAUUUAAAACUUCAAAUAAACAAGAAUUCAACUAAAAUAAACAUUUAAAUGUUAAUCUAUUAAAAAGAGCCAAGUGAUUAAUCUAGAAACACCACUUAAUCGAACCUAGAAAAUGCUACUAAAACUAGCUUAAAGCACUUAAAAGUAAACUUGGACUCUCGAACAUUUAUCUAGGAUAUCAGAAAUCGCAGACAUGGUUUCGGAGGAGAACUGGAAUAGUGACACGAUGUCCGACUCGGACAUGAUCGACUCAAAGAACGACGUGUGUGGUGGAGCCUCAAGCUCUAGUGGCAGUUCCAUUUCACCCAGGACUCCGCCUAACUGCGCCCGCUGCCGCAAUCAUGGCCUGAAGAUCACCCUGAAGGGACACAAACGCUAUUGCAAGUUCCGAUACUGCACAUGUGAGAAGUGCCGUCUGACAGCGGACCGACAAAGGGUGAUGGCCUUGCAAACGGCCUUGAGGCGAGCCCAAGCACAGGAUGAGCAGCGGGCACUGCAUAUGCACGAGGUGCCGCCCUCUGGUUCGGCUGCCACAACUCUGCUGGGCCACCAUCAUCAUGCAGCUGCUCCUGCCCAUGUCCACGCCCAUCAUGUGCAUGCUCAUCAUGCCCACGGACACCAUUCGCAUCACGGUCACGUCCUGCACCAUCAACAGGCAGCAGCGGCAGCAGCAGCCGCAGCAGCAGCUCCGUCGGCUCCACCCUCCCAUCUUGGUGGCUCCACUGCAGCUUCCGCAAGUCUUCAUGGCCAUGCCCACGCUCACCACGUUCACAUGGCAGCCGCUGCAGCCGCCUCGGUGGCUCAACACCAGCACCAGAGUCACCCACACUCGCACCACCACCACCAGCACCACCAUCAACAUCCGCAUCAACAGCCACCCCCACAGCAGACCACGCUGCGAUCUCCGCCGCACAGCGAGAAUGGCGGAAGUGUUGGUCCGGCCAGUAGCAGCUCGGGCGGUGGAGCAGCCAGUUCCAGCAAUGCGACAGCGGCAACCUCGAGCAGCGGAUCUAGCAAUGGUGGCGGAGGUGGUGGAGGCGGAGGCGCCAGCUCGGGAAAUGGAGCCGGAGGGGGCAGGUCUUCUGGCACCUCGGUGAUCACAAGCGCCGACCAUCACAUGACCACGGUGCCAACGCCCGCCCAGUCCUUGGAGGGAUCCUGCGACUCGUCCUCGCCCUCGCCAUCGUCCACUUCCGGCGCCGCCAUUUUGCCGAUCUCAGUUUCCGUCAAUCGCAAGAAUGGCGCCAAUGUGCCCUUGGGCCAAGACGUUUUCCUAGACUAUUGCCAAAAGCUAUUAGAGAAAUUCCGCUAUCCUUGGGAGCUGAUGCCACUCAUGUAUGUGAUAUUGAAGGAUGCAGACGCCAAUAUUGAAGAGGCUUCACGGCGUAUCGAAGAGGCUCGCGUGGAAAUAAACCGCACUGUAGCGCAGAUCUAUUACAACUACUACACACCGAUGGCCCUGGUUAACGGAGGGCCAAUGUACCUGACCUACCCGAGCAUCGAGCAGGGUCGCUAUGGGGCGCAUUUCACCCACCUGCCUCUCACCCAGAUUUGUCCGCCGACUCCGGAGCCGCUGGCCCUCAGUCGCUCGCCGUGUAGUCCAACCGGACCAUCGGCAGCUCAUAACCAAAAGCCUUCUCGUCCGGGCAGCAGCAAUGGCACAGUGAACUCCGCCGCCUCGCCCACAAUGGUCACCACAAUGGCCACCACCUCGUCCACGCCCACGCCGACUCUCAGCCGGCGACAGCGAUCACGAUCACCGACGCCCACUACGCCGCCCCCGCCACCACCGGCUCACAGCAGCAGCAAUGGAGCUUACCACCACGGUCACCACCUGGUCAGCUCCACGGCUGCCACGUAGCAAUAUCGCAAUGUUGCUGCCGCCGUGGCAGCAGCAGCAGCGGCAGCUGUCCUCUUUGUCGAUAAUUAAGUAAUAUCAGCACCAUUAGAAUGGAUGACUCUAACUUAACCAGCGCGGAACGGAAAAUCCCAGCUUAUGCAAAACGUUAUUUAAUAUCUAACCAGGCUUUGACAUAAUUCCAACAAAUUGUGAAAAUCAUAAAACACACCUAGAUUAUGAAAAUGUAAUCCCCCGUAAACCUUUUCAAAUUGAUCUCAAAAACUAAAAAAAUAAACACACAUAAUUCUUAAAAAUGGUGAACUUUAAGCAUAAACAAUGAUGAAUAUGUUAGUAGUAGCUCUUGUAUUGUAUAUAACACACACUUAUUUUUUUAAUGUUUAUAAGCAAGAAUAUAUCCAAGAAUCUAAUAUCGAUCAGCACAAAGUUAAAACAUCUUUAAACCUACCAUAGGCACAAUUUUAAAAUAACAAGUUCUAGUCCU
Messenger RNA from Drosophila eugracilis, 3257 nucleotides. It is a transcript of the gene dsx, whose product is annotated as protein doublesex. NCBI's taxonomy places the organism in Eukaryota, Metazoa, Arthropoda, Insecta, Diptera, Drosophilidae. The transcript is spliced from 5 exons. Gene Ontology annotation, molecular function: RNA polymerase II cis-regulatory region sequence-specific DNA binding; DNA-binding transcription factor activity, RNA polymerase II-specific. Gene Ontology annotation, biological process: sex differentiation; regulation of transcription by RNA polymerase II. The record is from RefSeq and is a predicted model, not a curated record. Gene Ontology annotation, cellular component: nucleus. The coding region runs from base 1109 to 2776 and encodes 555 amino acids.